AUGCAGCCAAGCCUCCUCCGCCGCCCCCUCCUUCUUCUGCACCUUCUGACUUGGCUGCUGGCAGGCUCCACCCCAGCACACGCCGCGCUCGAAAGCGCCCUGGAAAGUGCAACCGAACGCCUCAUCCCUGCCGCCGGCAACGACACGCCCGCGCUCGUCGACCGGCUCACGCACUCGCUCUCGGCCAAACAGGUGAGAAAAGUCGUCCAACAGGCACCGGAGAAGCUCAACCUGGGUACAGACAAUUUUCUGGGGUCUGGGUUGAAACGUAAAUCAGUUUCGGGAGCAUACGGGACGACGGCGGCGGUCGCAGUGGGCGCUGCUGCGAUCACGUAUCAGACCAUGAACUUGAAGUCGAAGUACAGGGAUGCUGAGAAGAAGGCGGAGACGGCGCAAACAGAGACAGCAGCAGCAACCGACACCGGACCAGAAGAUCUCGACACUUCCACCGAGUACACUGCGUCUCCAGCAUCGAUGCCUCCGCUGACUGAAAACACGGACACACCAGCUCAGCCGCACAUGGCGACGACACCAUCCUCGGCACCACCAGUACCACCGAGAUCAGCAGCGCCCAGAGUCCCCGCAGCGACUGGCACAAAUGCGAUAUACGCAUUGCCCGUGCGAUGGACCAAACGCACACGCCCGAGCAGCCGCCGCUACGCAUACCCGCCCUCGCGCGCGCUCUCCGCCACACAGUGGUCCAAGCGCACACCCAUCAGCGACGCAACGCUCAUCACCAUCGAAGACUACAACAAGAUGAUCGGCGCCACCGAAGCCAUCGCCUCGGGCACCAUUGCCGUCGCCUCUGCGUAA
Sporisorium graminicola is the source of this 813-nucleotide messenger RNA. RefSeq lists its product as uncharacterized. The transcript has 2 exons. Lineage: Eukaryota; Fungi; Basidiomycota; Ustilaginomycetes; Ustilaginales; Ustilaginaceae. Bases 1 to 813 code for a protein of 270 amino acids. The record is from RefSeq and is a predicted model, not a curated record.